AUGGCGGCCUUGAGAACCCCCAACUCCGGGAGCCGCUACGGGCUGUUUUGUGUUACCGGAAUUUUCGGGCUCGUUGGGUUCGACAAGCCAGUCGCUGUGUCCAUCGUCGUCGGUGGCACCAACUUUGUCUUUUCGCUGGUCAACCUGUUCAUCAUAGAUAAACUCGGCCGACGUCGCAUUCUCCUCGUCACGGUCGCCGGAAUGUCCAUCAGCAUGGUUGUUGCCGCCAUCGCCUUCCACUGGAUCCCAGUCUCACCCGAUCUCACGCUUCAGACCGCCUCAGUAAACUGGGCCGGCAUCCUCGUCCUCGUGACUAUCAUCAUCUACGUCGCCUGCUUCGCCGGCGGUGUCGCCACCAUCGCCUGGGUCGGCACUGAGCUCCUGCCCCUCGAGGUCCGUGCCCUCGGCACCAUGAUGAACACGGUUACUUGCUGGGGCUGCAAUAUUAUCAUCGCAUCUACAUUCCUGUCCAUGAUGAAGGGUAUGACGCCUAGCGGUGCGUUUGGUUUCUACGCGGCAAUCUGCUUCUUUGGAUGGGUGUUUGUCGUCUUCUGUUAUCCCGAGGCCAACGGCUUGCCGCUCGAGGAGGUCAGGCAGAUCUUCUCUACCGGGUUUGGCGUCAAGAAGGCGAAUGAGUUGCAAAGACUCCGCAAGAUGGGGGCGGGCUCGGCUUAA
Colletotrichum costaricense is the source of this 675-nucleotide messenger RNA. RefSeq names its product myo-inositol transporter. Lineage: Eukaryota; Fungi; Ascomycota; Sordariomycetes; Glomerellales; Glomerellaceae. The coding region runs from base 1 to 675 and encodes 224 amino acids. Gene Ontology annotation, cellular component: membrane. The record is from RefSeq and is a predicted model, not a curated record. Gene Ontology annotation, biological process: myo-inositol import across plasma membrane. The transcript has 3 exons. Gene Ontology annotation, molecular function: myo-inositol:proton symporter activity.